Molecule: messenger RNA, 3163 nt
Organism: Cryptotermes secundus
Lineage: Eukaryota; Metazoa; Arthropoda; Insecta; Blattodea; Kalotermitidae
Product: zinc finger protein-like 1
Exons: 7
Coding region: 519-1526 (335 amino acids)
Cellular component (GO): Golgi apparatus
Source: RefSeq, a predicted model, not a curated record
CUUUCUUGAUGUGGCAUUUAAACGUGCAAAGCCAACGAUUCUUGCAAACACUUUCCUUCCCUACCUUCCCUACUGAUCAGUAGUCGUCGCGGACGUCGCAAAGGCCACAGACCAAGCAAAGAAAAUCAUUGAUUUGUCUUCAACGUUAGACUCCGCUGAUGUGGCUGUACUGAUCGUACUGAUUCCGGAUGGAUUUUGAUUGUACGUAAUGCCUACUGCAUUACCUAAUUUUUGGGGAUUUUGAUCAGGCCCAAAGUCAGAGGACGCGGGGGCGGGAGCGUCGGCAGCGGUCGGCAGGGAGUGUCAGUUCACGGUAACCAUUUAAACUUUACAAUCUGUAAACCCAACUGGAGUAAUUGGUGCGUAUUAUUUUGGUUGGAUACGGGAAGACGUGGCGGAGAAGAUUGGCCGUAACUAGGUAACAAAUAGAAGAAUUGAAGUAAACUAUAAUGAGUUGACAGGAUUGCCGAAGUCCCAGUGUUAACUCAUUGUAUACCGGAAAAGUACUUCAACUAAAUAUGGGUCUCUGUAAGUGUCCAAAGAGGAGGGUUACAAAUCAGUUUUGUUUUGAACAUCGUGUAAAUGUUUGUGAACAUUGUAUGGUGACAAAUCAUCCAAAGUGUAUAGUUCAGUCAUAUCUGCAGUGGCUCCAAGACAGUGACUAUAACCCCAUAUGUGAACUGUGCACGAAAGAACUGGCGACUGAAGACUGUGUGCGACUUAUUUGUUACCAUGUUUAUCACUGGGCAUGUUUGGAUCAGUUCGCCCGUCAGCUUCCUCCUACUACAGCCCCAGCAGGAUACAUGUGCCCAUCAUGUAAAGUGGGACUUUUCCCUGCUAGUAAUCUAGUGUCCCCAGUGGCUGAUGUGUUACGUGAGAAGUUGGCUGGAGUCAACUGGGCCCGCACUGGACUUGGUCUGCCAUUGUUGAAUGAAGACCAUGAACAAAAGCCAUCUGGGGAAAGCAGGAAACUGGUUACAGAUGAUGUUUCGCCUAUGGUCUCGAACCAUGUUGAGGAGCUAGGACCUUCAGCUGUGCCUCAUUCUGAUGUUUCUAAUCAAAGACAGAGCACACCCAAACGAACUGUGGCUCAGAGUAAUCCAGUUCCCAGUAGUAACGUAAUGGAUGGGAACCCUCACUCCGUGGUACACAUGGAGGACGCUGUGUCAGCAUUCAGCCGGACAGAAAGCUUCCCUGUAUCAGGACAACUUCCAAGGCGUGUAUUUGAGGCACUGGAUGAUCCCAAAGAUGUGUCAUUUGAUCAUGAUGAAAAUAAGUACAAGCGACGGUCAGCUACAGAAUGGUUUUCUCGAUGGUGGAAGUCAGUUUCUGGUCCAUCUUUGCACAGCCGUAAGAUUGGUGGUCACAUGUAUAGACGUUACUGGAUGGCAACUGUUCUCCUUGUUGUGGGCCUUUUGACUCUCAUCGUGAUAUUUUCAUGGUUGGGUCGUAUGUCCACUGCAGAUGACCCAAGCUUUGAUCCCCUGUAUAAUCCAAAUAUUCGAAUUGCUAAGCAGAAAGAAUGAAACCAUCUUUACAUUGCUUGUGAAAAUUCACAUCAGAGAACUUCGUGGUAAGAGGAAAAGAAGAAACAUGUGAAAAUGUUGUAUGACUUCGCCUAUCAGAAUAAAUCAUGUAGAAAAUUGAAAGUUUUCCAUUGUUUUGGCAAAUAUUGUGGUUGCCAUCUUCAGGGUUAGUGUCGAGAGAGGGUGGGAGUUGAAGACUUAUGUAGAUCCAUCCAGUAUUACUACAUCUUAUGUCAGAGUAUUCUUUUCAGUACUUUUUAAUAAGACACCCACAAUUUAUGAAUGUCCUUAAGGUGACUGUUCAAGUUCUAGAUCCAUAAGAAAGUAAAAUUAUGUUUUUAUAUAUUUUAAAUCUAAUAUCUGCACAAAGAUGGAUAGAUAACAGAUUCUGAUUUAAUGGUAGCAUACUCAAAAUUUAAUCUGCCAUUAGAAUAACUCUUCUAUAUUAAUCUGCCAUUAACUUCUUACCAAAUCUAAUCCUCAUAUGUUACCAUUCUUCCCAAAUAUUUGAAAUUGGCCAUAUUUUUAAAGGAUUUUUAGAUAUCUUUUAUGUUGCCUUUCCUUACUACAUUUAUGUUCUUGAUGAAUUAUCAUCAUGGCACAAAUCACAAGCUGUAUCUCAGCCUCCUGAUUUUCUUGGACCUAGCCAGUGGUGUAUUGUAAUGUGAAGAUGAGAGAGCAGUGUCAAGAAAGCAUCUUAUGUAAGACUAUUCUGAAUAGGAAAUGCAGCACACAGUUCCUUAUCCAUAUGGAUUUUACUGCUUUUGACUUCAGUACUUCAACUGGCCUAACUAGUUUCAUGGGUAUACAGAACUAAACGAGACUGUUUCAUCUCCGCUGAGUUAUAAUCUUUCUGAAAGUCUGUAAAAGGGCUAAAAUUUUAAAAUUAUUAAGAUCCAUAAAGAAAUGCAGUAUCAUUAAAAUUUAUUGAAACUGCAUUAAACAAGAAGAAAUUUAAUCAAAUAGUUGUACACUUAAAGACCUUCACUUGUUCUCAUGUUGUAAUCCAUCAAUUACUGCAUCCAGCAGGGAUGCAACAAUUAUUAUUAUUAUUGUUGUUAUUAUUAUUAUUAUUAUUAUAAAUCAGACCAUACUUGUUGCUGCCUUUUACAGGCAAUGUUUACUGCCACGAAAUAAUACAGAAGCUAAGCUCCUGACAAAUACAUGUAGUAUGAAGAGAAGGAUGUACUAAUCAUGAUCUAUUAUCUUGCAAGCACAAGAACAAGUAACUAUCUGCACAAUAAAAUCAUAAUAAUCCUAUGUAAGAUUAUGGCAAUAUAAUGCGAUGAUAGAGGGCUGCACAUGCUGGAUACAGGUAGUAAGGUAAGGUAAAGACAUGGGGGAGUGGAUGUAUACGUACUAAUUCUGAUGUUAGCUAGAGUUGCCGACAGUCAUCUCUCUAUUUUCAGUGGUCAGCAUUUUUAAUGAAAAAAUGUUUGUAAGAACUUUUUGAAACAUGGAUCUUGUAUUUUUCAAAUGACUGGAAUAAGAAAGACUAUGGACACCACAUGAUUUUUUACAAAUUAAUAUAAAGGUAACAGGUAAAGGUUAUCCCUUUGCUAAGCAGCCUCCGUAGUCUAGAGGUAACGUUCCCACCUCAUGAUUUGUGGUACGCGGGUUCUAAUACCCGGCGGAGG